Molecule: messenger RNA, 1041 nt
Organism: Fraxinus pennsylvanica
Lineage: Eukaryota; Viridiplantae; Streptophyta; Magnoliopsida; Lamiales; Oleaceae
Source: the annotation of a GenBank genome assembly
AUGGAGAGCUUGAUAAGGCAAACGAGAUAUUCUAAUACAGGAAAGGAACGCAAAGAAGAGAGCAGAAGUGCAAGAGACAGAAAAAUAUUACCUCAAAAAUCUCAAUCUUUCGAAGAGAAAAGGCGAAGCCAGAGUUGGUUAAGAAGACAGUUUUCUAGACAACAGAGUUGGGAUUAUGAUUUCACUGAUGAUGUACUCGCAUACACCACCGCGGUUGCAGCUUCUGCUUUUGCAGUUCAUUCACUUGACGAAUCAAGAAUUUGGGAUCAGAACAAGACGGCAGCCUAUGGUCCUGAAUAUGCACCCUCCACCAGGACGAACAACGCAGCAGAAGUUCGAGGAAUUUUACGCAAACGUACUGUUUCAUUCUCAGAUGAAAUUCCAAAUACAAGUUCACAAGAUCUAGAUGCCUGGAUGCCAACUAGUGGAUUAAAGAUGCCUGAAAAGGAAAUUGUCCCUGCACCAUCCAUGAAAAAAACACCGACUUUUGUUGAUCCUCUACCUGAAAAAUCAGUGCCUCGGAAGGCUGCUGAACCUUCCCCAUCCAUGGAACGAACUCGAACAAGGAGCAAAAAGCCUGAACGUGUGGUGACAACUCAAACAAGUAGUGAAAAUCCUGAAAGUGUGGUGCCGAAGCCCGACUGGCCAACCCCCGGACAAUCCACACCGCAACCAGUUGAAACCAAAAACCAGUAUUCACCGAGACCUGGAGACACAAUGGCAGAUGCUUGGGAAAAAGCUGAAAUGGUUAGGAUUGAAGAAAGGUAUGAGAUGCUGCGAACCAGAAUUCAAAACUGGGAGACUAAGAAGAAGGAAAAAGCAAUGCGUCGACUAGAAAAGACAGAGAAUGAAUUAUCAGACAAGAAACGAAAAAAAGCCAUUGAGAGGUACCGGAGUGACAUUGAGAGAAUUCAAGAGAUAGCUGCAGGAGCAAGGGAACAGGCAAAGGACAAUCGAAGAAAUGAAGAGUUCAAAGUGAAAGCUAAGGCAAACAAAAUCAGGGCAACUGGAAAGCUUCCAUCAACAUGUCUCUGCUUUUAA